Acanthosepion pharaonis is the source of this 474-nucleotide messenger RNA. NCBI's taxonomy places the organism in Eukaryota, Metazoa, Mollusca, Cephalopoda, Sepiida, Sepiidae. The record is from the annotation of a GenBank genome assembly.
AUGGAAAUGACAAAGAUGGGCUCCUCCAUGGGCGAGGGGAAUCGACAAAGGCCGGACAAACUUUACGAAAACUCAGACGAGUAUGAGGAGAAGACACUUUACGGAUUAAAACUGGACACACUCACGUCGAAGUUAAGGACCCCUCAAUUUAUUUAUAUUCUGACCUUUUUUUCGGCUUUAGGCGGCUUUCUCUUUGGCUACGACACCGGCGUCAUUUCUGGAGCGAUGAUUUUGCUCCGGAAUACCUUCUUGCUGUCUUCAGUUUGGCAAGAACUUGUGGUCAGUGUCACAAUUGCCGGGGCAGCCGUCUUCGCCAUCGUUGGGGGUCUUCUUAAUGACCGCAUCGGCAGGCGACCCACCAUCAUGAUUGCUAGUGUCGUCUUCACUGUCGGAGCUUUUUGUAUGGGCAUGGCACCUGAUAAAUAUGUGCUGCUCGGGGGUCGAAUUAUUGUUGGAGCCGGAAUAGGUAAGUAA